UGAAGGACAGACUAAAGGUGGGCAGAUUCUACCUGUGAGCUUAGUGUAUUGUCCGUGGGGUUGGACUGUGAUUUCAGAUAAAUAGGCUCACCAAUCUUUUCAAUAACGAAGCUUUUUAAUAUUCAUAAUGAGUAUCUUAGCGCACAAUGGGUCUGCUGUCAUUGCAAUGUCUGGCAAAGAUUGCGCAGCUAUUGCUUGUGAUCUUAGGUUUGGAGUUAAUUUGCAGACAAUUUCCACUGACUUCACCAAAGUUUAUCCUCUCGGACCUCGGCUGUACGUAGGGUUUCCUGGAUUAGCAACUGAUAAUCAGACAGUGUUUCAGCGUUUGCUUUUCCGAAAAAACAUGUACGAGCUACGUGAGAAUAGGACAAUCAAACCUCAAACCAUAACUACCAUGUUAUCUAACUUGCUUUACGAGCGCAGGUUUGGACCAUACUUUGUCGAGCCAGUAGUCGCUGGUAUUGACCAUACUACGAACAAACCAUACGUUGCAUGCAUGGACUUAAUCGGCUGUGUAUGUGAGGCCAACGAUUUUGUUGUUAGCGGCACGUGUACAGAACAAAUGUAUGGGAUGUGUGAAACACUUUGGGAGGAUAAUAUGGUAAGUUAUCUCAUUUUCUAGUUUUGAACAUGCUCACUGUAGUGUAAAUGUUUUAUCCACAUUAAACACAUCUAGUUGACCGGACUAUUUUGUAGGUAUUUGACUCCCAUUUUGUUACACAAUGUAUGAUAUGACGUUUCGGUUCAAAACAGCAAGUAGUGUCUAGACUUGAGCAAACUUAUCUUCUUAAACCGUACCUCUACCUAUUUUAUUAUAUUCAUUUAUUCUCAUUCUGUAGUCUUACGUUUUGCAGCUACUUGAGUCAGUGUAUUUUGGUGUCGAGUUAUGAAUUAAUGCCAUCUUCCUGUGUAUCACGAUUUACUCUCCAGUCACACGUAUGGAUGCGUCUAAAUUACCCAUACGCUUUGAAUGGUUAACUAAAUAAGUAGAAUAUAAUAAAUCUAGAAAGAUGGAUUGUGUAUGACUGUUAGUGUCAACGCUACUUUUCAUAUACUCCUUUUUUUAACGUGGAGCGAAAGAAAAUAAAGUGGCUUGGCCUCAUAAGUUACCAAUUAUUCACACGGAGCUUUUAGGACCACUUCUAUAAUCUUUGUCUAAUACCUCUAAAUUAUCGAGUUUUGUAGUUAACUUUGUUCGGCACGUUUUUGAAAUCUGCACUUUUUGUGCCAAUCCGUCAAUCAUAUGACCCUAGGUUCUACACUCCUAUCUCAGUACUUUUUUCUGUUUAUAUCAUCCUAGCAAAAUGUUUGUCACUUAAUUUCACUCGGUAUGCUAGAAAAUGGACCAAUCUCGUCAAAUAUUGUGGUGCAUAGAACUUUGUAGUCAACAAACUUAGCCUUUCACUCGUCUAAUUAGCCAGGGAUUCAUCUGUACUACAAUGGUUAAUUAAAAAACGCUAUCCCAGUUAGUCAAACAAUCCCCCUCCGGUCACGAUGACUACUGUCCUACUGAAUGUUUCUGACCCAUUAGUCUCAACCUACCUUAAUAUGGAAUAAACUUCUGGAUCCAUCUUUCUUCUGAUUUGAAAAACUCGGUACUACUGGCUUUGCACAACUGUUAAUAAGUGUUUGCUUGUAAAAUUCCUUAGGAUUGUGUGUAAUCAAAACGGUAUUGGCAGACUCCAGCUUAGGCGAAACAGCCGUGUAUGUCAAAGUCAAGCACUGACCUCUCUUGUUGUUUGUUUCAGAAUUCGAAAGAGUUAUUUGAGUGCAUUUCACAGUGCAUCUUGAAUGCCCUCAAUCGCGACGCUGUAUCUGGUUGGGGUGCCCGAGUUUAUUUAAUGUAAGUCAUAUUACUUUUUUUAAAUGACACGAAACUUAUUGCUAAGAAGUACUAUCCUGGUGAGCUUGAUCAGCUUACCAGUCAAAGAGUAGUAUUUCGUAACGUGGCGAUUCACGAUAAAAAGUAAUAAAUUUCAACAGAUAAACAUUUUCGACAUGACUAGUGAACAUUUACAUGAGGAAUUUUUUACUUUACUACGACAAACGAAACGGCUGAGCAUAAGUAUCUGGAUUAAAAUAGAUGGGUAAAAGUUGGGGUUUGGAGUACGGUUUGAGAAGGUUAGAGUUAAGAGUUAGUGUUUAGAAUUACGGUUAGAGUGGAAAAUACUUUUUAGCCAUACAAAACAUUUUUAACUAUGCCUUAAAUCACGUCAAGUACGCUCAACAAACACUUAACGGUUUAAGUAAAAUCUGGAUCAAGUAUCUUUUUGUGAUUUCGCUUACAUGCCUCUUAUUCACUUUGCGGUAACACGGUAGACAAGUUUGCCAAUUUUAAGCAUUUUAAGAACUAAAUAUAAACAAUUUAUAUUUGGUUUGUAAUAGGGUAAAAGCUAUCAGCUAUUGUGUUUUAAAUUUUGCCUACGAACACAACAUUUAUUAGUCCGUCAGUAAAUCAUAUUUUUACUAACUUAAUAUUCCUUGUUAGAGAAGCUUCCAAAGAAUGUUUUGAUGUCUUAGGUGAUCUCAGUCGGCCAGUCAUCUACAACAUAGGACCAGGCACAUAUAUGCGUCGGUCCAAUUGGCCAUACCUCAUUAGCCCAACACGAUGAACACCAAAUUCAUAGAAGUAGUUACUUUGAUGGCAGUAAUAAAUAAAAGAAAGAUUCUGUAUAAGGAUAUAAUACAGAAAGAAAGAAAUUUCAAUCUCACGGUUUAAAGGAAGAUGAGAAGUGUACACACCUACUCACCGUGAUUGAUUCUGAGCCAUAUGACCCAGAGUCUCCAACCACUGGUUUCGAUAGUGGUGUGAACUCCAACCCAGUAAUCUGCAUCUAAUAACAUGGUUCAGAUCAGAAGUUAGCGACUUUAUGGAAUAAUGCCACGUUUUGUCUUGGCUGCCCCUAACUUCCAUACAUUUCCAACACUAGUCAGCUUUGCGUGAUGUGGUAUUCGGUGGUCGGGCAUGCGUAAUACGUGACCCAACCAUCUCAACCCAUGAGGAUUCACAACCUCAUCAACUGGUUUGCCAUCAUUCCACAAUACCCUGUGUCUAACCUCACUUUUACUUACCCAGUGAUCUCAGCAAAUACGAAUAAUAUUUUUAAGACAUAUGUGAUCGAACAUUAGUAACUUAUCAGUAUCCUUUACUCUUAAUGGGCACGUUUCAAAGCCGUAAAGUAGAACAGAACGGACUGCUGCACAAUAUACUCGUUCUUUAAUAGACAGAUAUAUUCGCCUUCGCCAUAGGUGACGUAAGUUGGGAAAGGUCAAACGAGCCUUUUGAAUCCGUACAGAAAUUUCGUCAGAUACCAAUCCAGUAGGGCUGAUCAGACUUUCAAGAUAAGUGAAGUCGUCAACGCGUUCGACUACCUCACUCCCUAUCCUUAGUUCAGGUGUUGACGCAGACCAGUCCUGAAGCAACAACUUGCAUUUAAAGAGAGGGGAACCGCAUCCCAAACAUCCAGGCAUUGUUGCCCAGUGCUAUCAAAAGACUGCUUUUAAUCAGCGUCUUCACCAAACAGGACUAUAUUAUCUGCGUAUUCUAAGUCGAUAAGUGGAUCUCCUAAUAGGAGAUCAAUUCAUGAAAUUCAGACGACGAGAGCGUUAUUCCCAGCAGUAGGUCUAUGAUGAAAUUAAACAAAUUUGUAGUGGCAGUCUUGUCGGACACCACUCAAGGUUGCGAAAUCAGAUGACAGUUCACCAUAAGCUCUGACUUCACUAGUAGUGUUCGAGUAAAAAACCUUUGCAAGGUUUAUGUACUUCUGAGGUACGCCUUUCAAUGACAAACACUGCCACAAAUCCUCUCGGUCUAUCAAGUCGAAUGCUGUGAAGAAAGACCACCAUUGUCGGACACCAAUAAGCAUGUAUGUUCUAGGAUCUGACAAAUGGUGAAUAUGUGGUCGAUGCAGCCACGACUAGGUCUGAAGCCAGCCUGAUAAUCUAUCUGAAGUCGACCGCAGUAUUCUUAUAUCAAGUGUGUUUGCAACUGAUGUUAUAAAUUGUAUGCAAGUAUUUUCAGUAUACAGAACAUUUGUGUUCGUUUUAAGCACGGUCUCACUGAACAUAUAUUUAACAUACUGCUGACAAAAACGGUUUUGAAGCCCAAAAGUUGUCUCUAAUACUCUGGGUUUGAAAUCUUAACUAGGUACUUGUUAUGUAACUAGCCGUGUCCUCGAAAUUUUGAUAUACAAAACAUUUAAAAUAAUAUUUAGUUGUCACUAAAUGCUAAUCAGAUAUUGGCGCUCUCUUGUACCAAUAUUCAUGUGUUCAAAUAAAUAAUAAUAAUCAGAUAUUGAGAAGCUGUAGAUUGAUCGUCAAUGUCGUGGGCGCUAAGACAAUUUCUAAAAUGGUGUCGAUUGCAAAUCAGAUUUGUACAAAAGUUUAUUGGUGUUAAAAAUGUUUUCCCGAAUGAAAAUCUAAAACAGGAGUUAUUAGUGAAUAUCUAGAAAGAUAAAAUAAACCACAGCCAGAAAAUUGUACAAAUUUCCACAAAACAGUAGUUACCAUGGAUAACUGUAUGGUUUAAUCCAGUUAACGAUACACUUUCCCCAUCAUUUUUGCAACCAACUUUUCGGAGUGAGGGAACUAUACAUAAGCAGGUUUAUAGGCAAAAAGGAAUUGAGUAUUACCCAAGUCAUGUGUACAUAUGCAUGAUACUGGAGUGAUGUAAACAAAUAUGUAGACAGUGACCUUGGUCACUGGCAGUAAGGCUAACCAUUUCCGUACUUUUCUACUUACCAUGUGUUUGCGAUCGGAUUCGGUCUGUUUGGACUAAGGAAACCCAUAAAACCAUAUUAAUACUGACUAAUAAAUGGAUUUUAUUCACCUAGAUUAUAAAUCACCAGGUAAACUAACACGAUAUACAUAUAUAACUACAUCAUAUAGGGUACCAUUGCCAAAUGAUCACAAGAAUGUUAGUGUUAGUUUUGUGUGAAAUUACAAGUUCAAGCUUAGGAUCUUUGAGAUUCUACGCUGAAAGUAUUGAUUUAAGUAAUAAAACGUUUAACCCUUAAUCCACUGGUUAAGACGUCACUUUCAUAAGAACCUAUAUAACGUUAAUGCUGUAGGGGCCAAUAGGUAAGCUAAUAUAAUGUGCGAAAAAUGUAAACCAAAAAAGUAUUUGAUGGGGAACAAGAUUUCGGGAAGUGGUGGUUUUUAGCAGAUAACUGUCCCAUGUAUAAAAUUUUCAACGCCUAAUAAGUAGAAAGUAUAUUGUAUCCAUCAGUAUGCUUGUAAGAGUCAAACUUCAAAUAUCCUACUAAUUAGUUAGUUAUUCAACAAUAAAUUAGAUUAUCACAGUCACACAUCAAAAUAUGUAAUUCUGCCUAUCAUUAAUUUAUAGCUAAUCAAGGAUUCAUUGAGUGUCUUUGUGGUUCUCAAUUAAUAUUUUCUUGAACUUAUGUGCCAUGGUAACUUGAACUGUAGUAGUGUUUAUUCAUAUGAUACAGUAAUAAAUAGAUCUCUAUGCUUCUAAGUUUUGUAGUUUUAAAUCCUCGUGAAAUAUGUUUCCUUUCAGGAUCGUAAAACUCAUUCCUUGCAGUUUGUACGUAUAGUAGCUUUUGGAUAUUUUCCAAUCACUCAGAUUCUUGAAGACAAUAAAAAAAUCAUUAUUUGAUUGUCUCGUCGUCUACUACUUAUCAUGAUACUUUUCUUGCUAUUUAAUUUUCCAGAGAAAAAGACGCAGUCACGAUUUCCGACUUGAAAAUGCGUAUGGACUAGGUUAAUGAAAUAUAAGUUACAUAUUUUGCUUGUUA
Messenger RNA from Schistosoma mattheei, 5756 nucleotides. The record is from the annotation of a GenBank genome assembly. NCBI's taxonomy places the organism in Eukaryota, Metazoa, Platyhelminthes, Trematoda, Strigeidida, Schistosomatidae.